AUGGGCAAGAAGCGCGUUCUCGUAAGCUACGGAGUGGACGUCGAUGCCGUCUCGGGCUGGCUUGGUUCAUAUGGAGGCGAGGAUUCCUCAAACGACAUCAGUCGAGGGUAUUUCGCUGGAACGAUUGGAACGCGAAGAGUGCUGAAGUUCUUGGCAAAAUAUAAUAUCAAGGCGACUUGGUUUAUCCCGGGCCAUUCUUUGGAGACGUUCCCGGAGGACAUGGCAGCUGUCCGCGAUGCCGGUCACGAAAUCGGACUACACGGAUAUUCACACGAGAACCCCACCGACAUGACCAUCGACCAACAGCGCGAAGUUCUGGACAAGACAUACCGUAUGCUCACUGAGUUUGCUGGGAAACCACCUCGUGGGAGCGUAGCCCCUUGGUGGGAAACGUCGAAGGAGGGCGCACAGCUUUUAUUGGACUACGGUAUCGAAUACGACCACAGCAUGAGCCACACCGAUUGCGAGGCCUACUAUCUUCGAACCGGGGAUACUUGGACAAACAUUGACUAUAAGAAGAAGCCCGAAGAUUGGAUGAAACCUUUGGUCAAGGGGCAAGACACGGGUCUAGUUGAGAUCCCUGCUAAUUGGUAUUUGGAUGAUCUACCUCCCAUGAUGUUCAUCAAGAAUGCACCAAAUAGCCACGGAUUCGUGAACGCACGCGAUGUCGAAGACAUAUGGAGAGACCACUUUGACUACUUCUAUCGUGAAUAUGAUGAGUUCAUUUUCCCCAUGACCAUUCAUCCUGAUGUUUCCGGGAGACCUCACGCCAUAUUGAUGCACGAAAGAUUAAUCGAGCAUAUGAAGAAGCAUGAAGGCGUUGAGUUUGUUACAAUGGCAGAGAUCUGUGAUGAGUUCAAGAAGAAGAAUCCCGCACCAGCCGGCGCUGUACUUCCUGCACCACCAGGUGCUAUGUUAUAG
Clonostachys byssicola is the source of this 921-nucleotide messenger RNA. NCBI's taxonomy places the organism in Eukaryota, Fungi, Ascomycota, Sordariomycetes, Hypocreales, Bionectriaceae. The record is from the annotation of a GenBank genome assembly.